AGAGGGGGCGGGCGGGCGGCUUGGGGAGAGGCAGCAGCUGCCGCUUGCCAGGGCUGCGCUCGGGGCGGCUGCUGUGGGUGAGCGUCUGAGGGGGGCGACGGGACGGGAGCGGGGGAAACCCCCGGGCCUCUGCUGCUCCCGAGAGUCCUGCUCACGGCGCCCGACAUGGACGAAGAGGGCGGCGGCGGCGGUGAGUGUACCAGAUGAUCUCUCCAUAGAAGAGAGAGAAGAACUUUUAAACAUUCGUCGCAGGAAAAAAGAACUAAUUGAUGAUAUUGAGAGGUUAAAAUUUGAAAUAGCAGAGGUUAUGACAGAAAUUGAUAAUCUGACUAGUGUAGAAGAAAGCAAAACUACACAGAGAAAUAAGCAAAUAGCUAUGGGAAGGAAGAAAUUCAACAUGGACCCUAAGAAGGGGAUCCAGUUUCUUAUAGAAAAUGACCUGCUGCAGAACACUCCAGAAGACAUUGCACAGUUCCUCUAUAAAGGGGAAGGAUUAAAUAAAACUGUAAUUGGAGAUUACCUUGGUGAGAGAGAUGAAUUUAAUAUUAAAGUUCUUCAGGCUUUUGUUGAACUCCAUGAGUUUGCUGAUCUCAAUCUUGUACAAGCCUUAAGGCAAUUCCUGUGGAGUUUCAGACUUCCAGGAGAGGCUCAGAAAAUUGAUCGUAUGAUGGAAGCUUUUGCUUCACGCUAUUGCCUUUGUAACCCUGGAGUCUUUCAGUCUACAGAUACAUGCUAUGUGCUAUCAUUUGCAAUCAUUAUGUUAAAUACUAGUCUACACAACCAUAAUGUAAGAGAUAAACCAACAGUGGAGCGGUUUAUAUCUAUGAAUCGUGGCAUUAAUGAAGGUGGGGACCUUCCAGAAGAACUGCUACGGAAUUUGUAUGAAAGUAUUAAAAAUGAGCCAUUUAAAAUUCCAGAAGAUGACGGGAAUGAUCUAACGCAUACAUUUUUUAAUCCAGACAGAGAAGGUUGGCUACUGAAAUUAGGGGGAAGAGUAAAAACAUGGAAGCGGAGAUGGUUUAUUCUGACAGAUAAUUGCCUGUAUUAUUUUGAAUACACAACAGACAAAGAACCUAGAGGAAUUAUUCCUUUAGAAAAUCUUAGUAUAAGAGAAGUUGAAGAUCCAAGAAAACCAAACUGCUUUGAGCUCUAUAACCCCAGCCAUAAAGGUCAAGUAAUUAAAGCCUGUAAAACUGAAGCUGAUGGUAGAGUGGUAGAAGGCAACCAUGUUGUGUACAGGAUAUCUGCCCCCACCCCCGAAGAGAAGGAAGAGUGGAUCAAAUCUAUUAAAGCAAGUAUCAGCAGGGAUCCCUUUUAUGAUAUGCUGGCAACAAGAAAGAGAAGAAUUGCUAAUAAAAAAUAGCACUUAACAUGGGCCACUUAUGGACCUGCACUAGUUAAUGUAUAAAUGGAUCAGUCAAGUGAUAAGGUAAAGUAAAAAUGAAGCAAGCUGAAUGAAAACCAUUAUUAGAAAUAUAUACAUUUUCUUACAUUGUAUCCCUUUGUAAGAUUAUCCAAGAUUAUUAUUAUUUUGCAUACAAUUCUGGAGCAAAAUUCUCAAGGGACAGUUGCAAGGAAUGAUUGUAAUGGAAUUUCAUUUACACUAACUGAAAACAUGGAAGCCUUAUGUGCAUUUUUAUUUGUUGCAAUUUCACCCUUCUGGGGAGAAAAUAUUUCAGGAUAAUAUGAUACUCUUCUGCCUGUUCCUUGAGCAUAUUGCUUAUGACAGGAGAUGUUGUCGUAAGGACUUUGACAAACUAACACCUCACUGUAAUACAGCACUCAGAACUGGUGUACAGGGCUACUCAGCACUUUUUUUUCUUUAUACAAAAAAACCUUGAUACUAGUUUUGAAAACAUAUCCUUAGCAAUGCAGCGGCAUUCUAACCUUCCUUUGUAGAAAAUGAAUGGCUAAUGUGAUGAGCUUUUAGAAUUUCUCCCUAAAUGAUGAAUAGUAGUAGCUUUAAAAUAUACCUUUUAAUAUUAGACUGUUAUCUAUACAGUUAACUCCUUCACCCCAAGCAAUACGAUAUGCAUAUUGAAAAUAUGCAGCUACAAAGGCAAGGGUUCAUGGGCUGAAGAUGUGACUUUGGGGACAGAUAGUUUUUCUUAAGCAGGCUAAACUUGUUGCUAAAGGUUUUGCGUUAUUACUGAGAAUCUCUGAUUUGUGUAUGGGUAAAAUGCUCCACAGUUAAACCGUGUUUUCUUUAAAGAAGGGGCAGUGUUAAGUUCUUAUUUGUGGAUGUAGCCCCAUGAAAGUCAAUAGGAUUACUUGUGUGAGUAAAGAGAGCAGAAUUUGGUCCUUCAGUUGGUUAACAAAAACCUGGAAUAAAGCAAACUGAAUGUGUUUGUUUUAUUUUUAAACAUGGCUUCUCCCAUUUGUGCUUCAGUGGCUUAAAACUGGGGAGAAGAGGGAAUAGAAAACCCUAAUUAUCUAAAUGUUUGAUCUCAUGCCAUCAACUCUACUAAAAUACUUACCAAGAUAUUUGAAAGUAAAUGGUUAUAUUAGAUAACUGGUUGAAUGUCUUUUGUAGGAUUCUAUUAGAUAUUGCUUCAUAACAUCCAUUUUCUAAGAUGCACAAACUUAUGGUCUAGCCUGCUUUAUUGAAACAUUUUAUUUAUUAAAUUAUACAAAAAUAUUUGAUUGGGGUAAAAUCCUUAAUUUUAUGAUGGAAAAUAUUUUGUUGACCUUGCUCCUGUGUUCAUGCUCUUGUAGCUUUCCAUAUGUUACUUCAACCUGUGCCAUGGCAUCUGUGCCUUUAGUGCUUUAGAGCUUCCAUAUUUGGACAAACAAAACACAACUGUUGACUUAAACCUACAAAAGCAACUUUGACUACAGUGUAGGGAAUUAUUCUGCACUGGGAGAAACAUGGACAAGAUUACUUACGAGUCUCUUUCAUCUCUAACUUCCAUUCAAGCCAAGGCUUCCAUCUUACUAACUUGCCUUGUGCUGUGUGGAACCUAAGAGCAGCAUAUGAAUACUGUGGGCACUGUCUGCCUUCAGAUGGGCUGAUAGAAAAGAAUGGAGGAGAAGCCCCCACACAAAAAAAAAUCAAAAAAGGAAAUUAUCUCGUUAAAGGAGUAUUAAGAUUAAUGCUCAGUUAUGACAGCUUUGAAACCAUGCAAGAGGGAUAACAUCCAUGGAGCCAGGACUUCAAGGUCAGUUGUGGACUCUGUGCAUAAUUGGAACUUUUAAAAAUUAAAGUAUUCAACUACACAACUCUCAUAUCACAACCUGUUUCUCCUUUCGUUCCCCCUAAUUUUAAAAAAGUUUAACAGUGCGAUUAAUUUUUUUAAUUGCUUGACAGCCCUAUCUUAAGUUAAACAGUAAUAGAAUACCAUUUAUUUAAAUAGUUUUGGAUGUUUUCUACAUUUUCAAAUAUAUUGAUUUCAAUUACAGCACCAUACAAAGUGUACAGUGCUCACUUUAUUUUGAUUACAAGUAUUUGAACUGUAAAAAAAUAGUAUUUUUCAAUUCACCUAAUACAAGUACUGUAGUGUAAUCUCUUUAGCAUGAAAGUUGAAUUUACAAAUGUAGAAUUAUGUGCAGAAAAUAACUGCAUUCAACAAUAGAACAAUGUAAAACUUUAGAGCCUGCAAGUCCACUCAGUCUUACUACUUGUUCAGCCAAUCACUCAGACAAACAAGUUUGUUUACAUUUGCAGGAGAUAAUGCUGCCCACUUCUUGUUUACAAUGUCACCUAAAAGCGAGAACAGGUAUUCUCAUGGCUGUUGUAGCCAGUGUUGCAAGAUGUUUACGUGCCAGAUGCGCUAAAGAUUCAGAUGUCCCCUCAUGCUUUAACCAUCAUUCCAGUGAACGUAUGUCCAUGCUGAUGACGGGUUCUGUUCGAUAACAGUCCAAAGCAGUGUGGACCGACGCAUGUUCACGUUCAUCAUCUGAGUCAGAUGUCACCAGCAGAAGGUUGAUUUUCUGUUUUGAUGGUUCAGGUUCUGUAGUUUCCUCAUCGGAGUGUUGCUCUUUUAAGACUUUUGAAAGCAUGCGCCACACCUCAUCCCUCUCAGAUUUUGGAAGGCACUUCAGAUUCUUAAAUCUUGGGUCGAGUGCUAUAGCUAUCUUUUGAAAUCUCACAUUGAUAUCUUCUGUGUGUUUUGUCAAAUUUGCAGUGAAAGUGUUCUUAAAAUGAACAUCAUCAUGUGCUGGGUCAUCAUCCGAAACUGCUAUAACAUGAAAUAUAUGGCAGAAUUCAGGUAAAACAGAGCAGGGGACAUAACAUUCUCUCCCAAGGAGUUCAGUCACACACAUUUAAUUAACGCAUUAUUCUCUUUAACAAGCGUCGUCAGCAUGGAAGCAUGUCCUCUGGAAUGGUGGCCAAAGCAUGAAGGGGCAUACAAAUGUUUAGCAUAUCUGGCACAUUUGUAGCCGGCCUUGCAAAUGCCUGUUCUUACUUUCUGUUGACAUUGUAAAUAAGAAGAGGGCAGCAUUAUCUCUCGUAAAUGUGAACAAACUUGUUUAUCUUAGCGACUGGCUGAACAAGGAGGAGAUUGAGUGGACUUGUAGCCUCUGAAGUUUUACAUUAUUUUAGCAUGCAGUUAUGUAACAGUCUUCAUUUGUUAGUUGCACUUUUCCGACACAGAGCUUGCACUACUGUACUUGUAUGAGGUGAACUGAAAAAUACUAUUUUCUUUCACAGUGCAAAUAUUUGUAAUCAAGAAUAAUAUUCUUUGAUUUCAAUUACAACACAGAAUACAAUCUAUAUAAAAAUGUAGAAAGAUAUCCAAAGUAUUUAAUACAUUUCAAUUGGUAUUCUGUUGUUUAACAGUGUGAUUAAACGCAAUUAACUCAAAAAAAGUAAUCAUGUGAGUGAGUCAACUGCAAUUAAUUGACAGCCCUAAUAAGUAUGUAUGUAUGUUUGUGUUUUUUUUUUUUGUUAGGGAGGGCUUAGCUGGAAACAUUUGGAUUUGUCACCAUUUCUAUUACAAAUAUAAACCAUGGUUGUUUUAAGGUGUAAAACUGUAAACAAAUCAUUUUAAUUAUUAAAGUAGUCUAGAAGGUUACAAAAGCAUUGAUGGGCUAUGAACACUUUCUGUACCAGUCCUUACAUCCCUGAAAACAGCCUGCUUAUUGUCAAGGAUAUUUGUCUAUAAGCAUGAAGGAAAUGCCUUGAGAUGUGAUCUGCUGUAUUUAGUUUGAAACUUCAUCACCUGUACAUCUAACACUUGGAAUGGUGUGUAACUACGGUAUGUUAUAGCAAGAAAUAUAUAUACCAUUCUUUAGCAUUUAAAGAGAGUCAUCUAAGAAGCAGCAACUUAUGUCAAUAUUUUUUAUUCUGAAUGAAAGAUUAAAUAUGGUGCUCAAUAUAAUUAAUUUACCACUAAUGGUGCCAGUAGCAUUUUUGUGUAAGAAUAUUUUAUUUCAAUGGUUCUCUGUAGCAUUAUUAACAGGGAUUGAAAUUGAGCCAAAAUUUCCACUGGCCUUAAGAAUUAAUUUGCAAGGAAAAAUGGUUUAUGAAAAUUUUGGCCAGAUUAAGUACUGUCCAUAAGGGGAUGGACCCUCUCUUGUGAGGAUUUAAGGUUAGGAUGAGUUUAAGGCAAGCUGCCAUCAUGGCCUAAAGCACCACUUGUUUUUGCUGGCCUAGCCUCAGAAAAAGCAAUCGAAUUGCAGUUGACUUCCCUAUUCCUGUUUUUGUAUUGAAAAAUCUCCCUAUUUUUCAGCUCUUAAGAGGUUCUCAUAUCAUAGCAGGGUUGUUUUUUUAUACAACAUAAAGCAACAUGGGGACAAUAGGCAGAGAUUCCGGCAACAGACUGCUGCUUCUGCUACUUUUCUGGCCCCUGCCAGCAUCCAUAACUUUCAUGGCCCUAGGUCACUACUAAUUUCAACUUCAGUUAGUGUCAUCUAGGGAAGAAAUAUAUAUAAAAUAUAUAAUACUUAAGAUCAGCUGGACUGAUUUAAAGGCUACAUAACCUGACAAAAAGCUCUUUUUAGUAAGUCACUUAACAUUUUGAAGCAUAUGGUACAAAACCACCUUUUUAAACUUAGCAUUUAUAAUGCUUCAUAUAUAGAGCAAUGCAUAUUUUUAAAAUUUUAAUACGUAUCUAUCUAGAUAUGCUUGCUGGAAAAGUUAGGUCUCUUGUAGAUGAGAAGCUAUAAAUUGUGGUUUACCAGUUUAUUUCUAUAUUUUCUUGGAAAGCAUUUCUAUUUACAGUUCAGUAUAAAGUUAUUGUAAAUACUGUACAGCUAUGUAUUGAUUUGUUACGCAUUGUACACAAUUUGCAUGAAAAUUAUGUAUCAAGCAAGUCUGAGGUAAUAUUAUGGCUGUGUAAAUCCAUUGCAAAUAUUAAUGGGCUUGUUUACCAGUAAGAUGUUUAAACUAUGGUGAGAUUUCACUUUGAAAAAUAAAAUAAAAGUAUGAAACUAU
This is a messenger RNA of Dermochelys coriacea (leatherback sea turtle), 6376 nucleotides long. RefSeq names its product cytohesin 3 (gene CYTH3). Gene Ontology annotation, molecular function: guanyl-nucleotide exchange factor activity. The transcript is spliced from 13 exons. Lineage: Eukaryota; Metazoa; Chordata; Testudines; Dermochelyidae. Bases 308 to 1363 code for a protein of 351 amino acids. Gene Ontology annotation, biological process: regulation of ARF protein signal transduction. The record is from RefSeq and is a predicted model, not a curated record.